AUGACAGUCAUUAUCAAGUUUUUCUUUUUAUUUACGUUGUUAUUAGCAGCAGUUGUUAUCCCGUCAUUUUCAGUUCAGGCUGAUAACAGUCUUGCACCUUUGAUAACUUAUCCGGAUGGUGAAGCCAUUCCCAACCAAUAUAUCGUGGUGUUCAAAGAAGGAGUCGCCGACAAAAAAGUAAACAAACAUCAUGACGACAUUAAUGCCCUGCUCUACGAGGAAAAAAAAAGAUUCAAACGAGGGUUGUUGAAUGAAUUAAUUUCUGGUAUUGAAUACACUUAUGACUUUGAUACGUUCCAAGGCUAUGCUGGUUACUUCCCAGAAAACGUGUUGACCAAGAUCAGAGAGAGUGAUGAUGUUGCAUUUGUUGAGGAAGAUCACCAAGUAUUUCCAAACGUUGUUCAAAAAAAUGCUCCAUGGGGUCUUGCUCGUAUAUCGCAUCGUGAGCGAUUGGUCCGGGACACAUAUAACAAAUACUUGUAUGAUGAAACCGCUGGAAAAAAUGUUACGGUCUACGUACUCGAUACAGGAGUGAAGAUAGAUCACGCAGAAUUUCAGGGACGUGCUCGAUUUGGUGCCAAUUUUGUACGGGGUGAGCCUGACACUGACAUCAACGGGCACGGAACUCAUGUUGCUGGGAUCGUUGCCGGAACUACAUUUGGAGUCGCCAAAAAGGCUCACAUUGUUGCUGUCAAGGUUUUGGGUAGGCGGGGUGGUUCAAACAUGGCUGUUAUUAAGGGUAUAGAAUGGGCUGUGAGGGAUCACAGGAAAGCCGUUGCAGAAGCCAAAAGAACAGGGAAAAUAUUUAAAGGUUCUGUCAUUAAUAUGAGUUUGGGAGGUCGUAAGAGUCUCGCUUUGAAUAAGGCUGCUAACGAUGCUGUCGAUGCUCAAGCUGUCGUCGUCGUAGCCGCUGGCAACGGUAACGCCGAUGCUUGCAAAUUCUCACCAUCUGGAGCCGAAAAAGUAAUCACUGUUGCCGCUUCCACGAUUGAAGAUACGCGCGCUUGGUUCUCCAAUUGGGGUAUAUGUGUCGAUCUUUUCGCUCCUGGCAAAGAUAUUUUGUCGGCCUGGAUAGGAUCUAACACGGCUACAAGAGUCGUCUCCGGUACUUCCAUGGCAUCUCCGCACGUAGCUGGUCUUGCUGCCUAUUUCCUCGCUUUGAGCCGAACCCCGUUAAAACCAUAUCAAGUUCUUAUGAAGCUUAUUUUUGAAGCUACAAAUAAUGCUCUCUGCGAAGUCUCGAGCAGUCCUAAUCUCCUGGCAUAUAAUGGCUUCGUGCACAGUGAGAUUAGGGAUGACUUAUUGUCUUGGAAAUAA
This is a messenger RNA of Paraglomus occultum, 1317 nucleotides long. The record is from the annotation of a GenBank genome assembly. Lineage: Eukaryota; Fungi; Glomeromycota; Glomeromycetes; Paraglomerales; Paraglomeraceae.